Messenger RNA from Hevea brasiliensis (rubber tree), 1483 nucleotides. RefSeq lists its product as uncharacterized. NCBI's taxonomy places the organism in Eukaryota, Viridiplantae, Streptophyta, Magnoliopsida, Malpighiales, Euphorbiaceae. The record is from RefSeq and is a predicted model, not a curated record. Gene Ontology annotation, molecular function: protein binding. The coding region runs from base 11 to 1261 and encodes 416 amino acids. The transcript has a single exon.
AUCCUUACCCAUGCCAGUAUCACUUGCCUUGCCCCAAUGCAAUUCCAAACCCGAAGCCUGCUUUACCAAGCUAUCCACAGCUCCAAUAUCGCCCUCCCAAAAAUCUCCAGUGACUCCGGCGACGCACAUCAACCUUCCACCGCCGACAAUGGAUACCGAUACACUUCUUCAACACGAAGCCGUCUCACAGUCAGCUGAUCCGCUAUCGAACCAAUUCGGUUCUCUCAAUGACCUUGCCCACGAACUCGCCUCUCUCCAGGACCUUGCGAACCGCGGCAGCUGGCGCUCGAUCCUCGACAAGGUCGCUCGUGCCCGCUCACACUCUCUCCUUAACACACCUCAUGACCAUCUCACUUACCUCGCCUACAACGUCCUUGCUCUCGCCAAAUUACGCCGUUUCAAGGACGCUCUCACGGAGCUCGAUUCCGUCGACGAUUUCGAUAGCCACCAUUACCGAUACGAAACAUAUCCGAAAAUCUACCCCACUCGGUGUGGUUCUAUGGUCCCCUUCUCUCUCCGCUGGCUUCAUGCAUUGAUUCCGAUAAAAUUAGGUAACCGCCAAGAAGGAUUAGAUCGGUUUUAUAUAUUGCUCGAUUUUGUUCGUGGAAAACUAAAGGAAAAACAAGAUUAUGAUGUUUCAAUCAAAAUGUGGAAAAAAAGAGAGGUGUUUGUUAUGAAUGGCAUAAUCAGUGAGCAUUUGAAAAAUAAAGAAUUUGGUGUUUGUUUGGAUUUGAUUAAAGAUUUGGUUUCUCGUGGUAAUUUAGAUCCUGUUCUAUUGUCAAAAUUGGGGCAUAUACAGAUGCAAAUUGGGGAUUUGGAGGGGGCAAAGGGUUCAUUUGAUAAGGUUGAGAAAUUGUUGAAAGAACGAAAUGCUGGGGGUGAUGAUGAGUUACUGAGUGAGGUUGAGUUCAGGAAUCAGGUGAAUAGAAACAAGGCGUUAGUGUAUUUGGUUGGGAAGGAUUAUGUGUCGGCCGUGAGGGAAUACGAGGAGUGCAUAGAGAGAGAUCCUAUGGAUGUUGUGGCCAUUAACAACAAAGCUCUCUGCUUGAUGUACCUGAGGGAUUUGUCUGAUUCAAUUAAGGUUUUGGAGAAUUCACUUGAGAGAGUGCCCACUGUUGCAUUGAAUGAAACGCUUGUAGUUAAUUUGUGUAGUAUGUAUGAGUUGGCUUAUGUUAAUCACUCGGAUAUUAAGCGAACUCUCAGCAACUGGAUUGCUCGGGUUGCUCCUGAUGAUUUUGAUUCCUCUUCUACGAGAAUUUGAGGUAGUGACAUAGUGUUCCUCAGUUUCGUUGUGCCUUUUGGUAUGAUUCAACUCUAUGCUUCUUACCUGCAUUGUUGAAUGUUUUCAGUUGCAUAUAAUAGCUAAUUUAAGAUUUUUAUUUUCCCUUUUAUAAUGAAAAUUGUUCCAAAAUGAUCAGAGACUUUUCUUGUCAGUAUCUUUAAUUUCUCGUUUGUUAUUCUUAUAUCUCAUUCCAAUUAUGUA